Messenger RNA from Coffea eugenioides, 1398 nucleotides. RefSeq names its product ethylene-responsive transcription factor ABR1. Gene Ontology annotation, biological process: ethylene-activated signaling pathway; regulation of DNA-templated transcription. Lineage: Eukaryota; Viridiplantae; Streptophyta; Magnoliopsida; Gentianales; Rubiaceae. Gene Ontology annotation, molecular function: DNA binding; DNA-binding transcription factor activity. The transcript has 2 exons. Bases 30 to 1247 code for a protein of 405 amino acids. The record is from RefSeq and is a predicted model, not a curated record.
UACUAGUUUUGAAUUCUGAAACUCGUCACAUGUGUGUUUUCGAGGUGGCGAAUUCAGGCAAGCGAGCGAGGGGUGAAAAUAGAGGUGGUGAUGGGGAGAAGAGUUUGCUAGAAUCCUUGGUUUUGCCAAUGCUUUCAGGGUUCGACAGAGAACAGGAGAAUUCAGCUAUUGUGUCUGCUUUGGCUCGUGUAGUUGCUGGUGAAGCUGAGGAUAUUGAUCAAGAACUGGUGGUGAUGAACCAAGGUGACGGCGGUGGAGUUGUCGGAGGUUAUUAUGGAGCAGCAGCAUCAUCAAAUGGUGAUUCUAGUUCUCCAUCUGCAUGCUCUUCCUGGGGUGGUGGUGUUGGAGAAAAAAGAGGACGUCCAGAGCUGAAUCCUGAUGUGGGAUUGUCAGAAUCAGUUUCAGCUGUUUGCUGGGCAUUUAAUGAUCGCCCUCCAGUUGGUUCGAACUUGGGAUCAGGAGCGGAGAGUUCAUUGAUGAGAACCAGCAUGGCAGCAACAGGAGCAACAUAUACAUAUGCUGCAACAAGUACCAACAGCACAGAGCCCUACACAGGAGAGCCAAAGAGAAGAUACAGAGGAGUUCGACGGCGGCCGUGGGGCAAAUGGGCAGCUGAAAUAAGGGAUCCAUACAAGGCUGCAAGAGUUUGGUUAGGAACAUUUGACACAGCUGAGGCAGCUGCUAGAGCUUAUGAUGAGGCAGCUCUAAGAUUUCGAGGCAAUAAAGCCAAACUCAAUUUCCCAGAAAACGUAACACUUUUGCCAUCUUCUGCAUCCUCUACUUCAUCUUCAUCAUCCUUAUCGUCCUCCCAGUUGAUGGUUUCUGAUUCUCCAAACGCCCUUUUCUCAAUCGUAUCAUCCUCUGAGCCAAUCGUUCACACUUAUCAGGUUCUUCAUCACAUGCAAAAUCCUGCUUAUUCUGCCAAUUUCUUGAAUUCCAAUGCUGCUCAGAAUCAGAUGUCUUUCAUAAAUCCUAGCCGGUUUUUGCCGAGACAACCAACAAGUUUGUUGGACCAGUUUCUUUUACCAUCUUCUUCAACGGGCUCUACCUUUCAAUCAACUUCAUCCUCCUUCCCCCCUUAUACUAUUGCAGCACCAGCUCCUUCUCCUCAAACCCCUGCUUAUCCUCUGUUUUUGCCAGUUCAACCACCAGUUCUGAAGCCUUCAAGCAGCAGGAGCGAAAACACGGCAGAUUUUCCAAUGAACUCUUGGUCCGAUUCUGGACAUCAUCAAUCUUCUUCGGAAUGAUUUUUAGCCCAUGAUUAGGCUGGUUUAGUUUAGUUUGGCUAAAUUUUGGUGGCCAUUUUCCUUGUUAUUUCACUGCAAAACCAAAAGCAUGAUUGAAGUGUAAUAUGGGGUAAAUUUCAAAGGUAUUAUAUAUACUUUUUGCUGCAUGUAG